Messenger RNA from Miscanthus lutarioriparius, 3420 nucleotides. NCBI's taxonomy places the organism in Eukaryota, Viridiplantae, Streptophyta, Magnoliopsida, Poales, Poaceae. The record is from the annotation of a GenBank genome assembly.
AUGGCGACGGCAUCGACCACGCUGCUCCUCUCCCUCGCCCUCCUCGCCUUCGCCUGGGCGGCGUCGCCGUCGCCAGACGCGGAGGCGAUCUCCCGGUUCCAGGAGUACCUCCGCAUCGACACGGCGCAGCCGGCGCCCGACUACGCCGCGGCCGUGGCCUUCCUCCAGAACCAGGCCUCCGAGGCCGGGCUCGAGGCGCGCACGCUCGAGCUCGUCGCCGGGAAGCCCCUGCUGCUGCUGCGGUGGCCCGGGCGGCGGCCGUCGCUCCCCUCCAUACUCCUCAACUCCCACACUGACGUCGUGCCGUCGGAGCCGAACAAGUGGGACCACCCGCCCUUUUCCGCCGCCCUCGAUGAGGCGUCCGGUCGCAUCUACGCGCGAGGCUCCCAGGACAUGAAGUGUGUGGGGAUGCAGUACCUUGAAGCCAUCCGCCGUCUCCAUUCUGCAGGAUUUGUUCCAGAUCGAACUAUCUAUAUAACAUUUGUUCCGGACGAGGAGAUUGGUGGGCAUGGGGGUGUUGAACCGUUUGUUUCAUCUAAGGAGUUCAAAGACAUGAAUGUGGCAUUAGUCCUUGAUGAAGGGCUUGCAUCUCCAGGGGAGGAGUAUCGUGUGUUCUAUGCAGAGCGUAGCCCUUGGUGGCUUUCUAUAAAAGCAAUGGGCGCACCAGGGCACGGUGCGAAGUUGUAUGAUGGUAGUGCAAUGGAGAAUUUGAUGAAGAGCGUGGAGGCUAUUAGGAGGUUCAGGACAUCACAGUUUGAUUUAGUGAAAUCUGGAGAGAAGGCUGAAGGAGAUGUUGUGUCAGUGAAUUUUGCGUACCUGAAGGCUGGCACACCUACACCAACGGGUUUUGUCAUGAAUCUUCAACCAUCUGAAGCAGAGAUAGGUCUUGACAUUCGAAUCCCUCCUAGUGCCCAUGUUGAAGCACUGGAGAGACGCCUUGUGGAAGAAUGGGCACCACCUUCACACAACUUGACCUUUGAGUUUAAACAGAAGAUGUCUGUCCUGGACAACUUUGGGAAGCCAGCCAUGACACCCACAGACAGCACAAACCCAUGGUGGUUGUUGCUUGAAGAAGCUGUGAAGAGUGCUGGUGGCAAACUUGGCAAGCCGGAGAUAUUCCCAGCCUCUACUGAUGCUCGCUACUUCCGGCAAAUUGGAUUACCAGCAUUUGGUUUUUCACCUAUGGCGAACACCCCGAUAUUGCUCCAUGACCAUAAUGAGUUUCUGAGCAAAGAUGAGUACCUCAAAGGAAUCGGGAUAUAUGAGUCCAUUAUCAGGACACUGGCCACUCAUAAAGAUGGCGGCUAUUUGGAACAACGAAACACAAAUUCUGUAGAAAUUCGUCUGCUUGAGAUUGACUUAUUGCCACAACUCGUGGCUAUUUAUAAACAAGAAAAAUUCUAUUUCCUGCAGAAUCCCUACGGUUCAGACAUUCAGUCCUUCAGGGAGCCGGGCCUCGCGAGUCCUGCAAUCUGCAGUUCGGCCUACAUCUGGAUAUCGAUGACCUCCUUGUUCAAACGCCUCCCUCGCAACCGCCUUGCCGCCACUCGGCGGAGCAGCCGCCGCGUCCACACACAACCGCGCCCGCACCCUUCCCUCGCCAUCUUCUCCCGCCUCUGCGUCGAGGGGUCGUUCCCCGCCGCGCUCGCGCUGCUCCCUGACCUCGCCGCGGCGGGGCUCCGCGCGGACCCCGUCUCCCUCACUCGCCUCGUCAAGCUCUGCGUGCGCCACGGCACGGCAAGCGACGGCCGGCUCAUCCACCGCCACGUCGAGGCCCAUGGAUCGCUGUCUCACUACAGCGGCGGCGGCCUCUUCGUCUCCAACUCGCUCGUCUCGAUGUAUGCCAAGUUCGGCCUGCUCGACGACGCGCUCAGGCUGUUCGACGGAAUGCCGGAGAGGAACGUUGUCACCUGGACGACCGUCGUCGCGGCGCUGGCAAGCGCAGACGGGAGGAAGGCGGAGGCGCUCAGAUUCCUGGUGGCCAUGCGGAGGGACGGGGUGGCGCCCAACGCGUACACGUUCUCGAGUGUCCUCGGCGCGUGUGCCACGCCGGGGGUGCUCGCGGCCAUGCACGCGUGCACUGUCAAGGUAGGGCUGGACUCUGAUGUGUUCGUGCGGAGCUCAUUGAUUGACGCGUACAUGAAGCUUGGGGAUUUGGACGGUGGGCGGCGUGUGUUUGACGAUAUGGUGACUGGAGAUUUGGUCGUUUGGAAUUCAAUCAUUGCGGGUUUCACACAGAGUGGAGAUGGAGUUGGGGCGAUAGAGCUGUUUAUGAGGAUGAAGGACGCGGGGUUCUCAGCUAACCAGGGUACCUUGACGAGCCUCCUGCGAGCGUGCACCGGGAUGGUCAUGCUUGAAGUGGGGAGGCAGGUGCAUGCUCAUGUGCUCAAGUAUGAUAAGGACUUGAUCCUGCACAAUGCGCUUGUAGACAUGUACUGCAAGUGCGGGAGCUUGGAGGAUGCUGAUGCCUUGUUCCACAGAAUGCCACAGAGGGAUGUAAUCUCAUGGAGCACCAUGAUAUCUGGUUUGGCGCAGAACGGGAAAAGUGCUGAUGCAUUGAGGGUUUUUGACUUGAUGAAAUCUGAAGGAGUGGCACCAAACCGCAUAACCAUGGUUGGAGUACUCUUUGCCUGCAGCCAUGCUGGUCUAGUGGAAGAUGGCUGGUACUACUUUAGGUCCAUGAAGAAGCUCUUUGGCAUUCAACCUGAGAGAGAACACCACAACUGCAUGGUUGAUCUCCUUGGUCGAGCCGGGAAGCUCGAUGAGGCUGUGGAAUUCAUCCGUGAUAUGAGCCUUGAGCCAGAUUCAGUCAUUUGGAGAACUCUCCUGGGCGCUUGCAGGAUGCAUAAAAAUGCCAAUCUCGCAGCAUACGCAGCCAGAGAAAUACUUAAACUGGAGCCUGACGACCAAGGUGCUUGUGUAUUGUUGUCAAACACAUAUGCGGAUCUGCGGCAGUGGACAGAUGCUGAGAAGUCAUGGAAGGCGAUGAGGGACCGAGGUAUGAAGAAAGAACCAGGGCGAAGCUGGGUCGAGCUGGAAAAACAUGUCCAUGUUUUCAUUGCUGGGGAGUUAUCACACCCAUGCUCUGACACCAUAGUUCAGGAGCUGGACCGGUUGAUCGGAAGGAUCAAAUCUCUUGGUUACAUUCCCCAUACAGAAUUUGUGCUGCAGGACCUCGCAAUCGAGCAGAAAGAAGAUCUGCUGAAGUAUCACAGUGAGAAGAUGGCGAUAGCAUUUGGAACGAUGCAUGCGGUGGAUGGGAAGCCUAUCAGAAUCAUGAAGAACCUAAGGAUCUGUGGUGACUGCCACGCAUUCGCGAAGCUUGUCUCCAAGAGCGAAGGCAGGACGAUCAUCAUCAGGGACCCUAUUCGAUUCCACCAUUUCCAGGAUGGAGCUUGCUCCUGUGGCGACUACUGGUAG